Molecule: messenger RNA, 1221 nt
Organism: Triticum turgidum subsp. durum (durum wheat)
Lineage: Eukaryota; Viridiplantae; Streptophyta; Magnoliopsida; Poales; Poaceae
Source: the annotation of a GenBank genome assembly
AUGAGCAGCCCCCGCUGGCCGGCGGCGACGCCGCCGCUGGAAGACGAGGAUCUGCUCACCGAGAUCCUCCUCCGCCUCCCCCCGCAGCCCUCCUCCCUCCCGCGCGCCUCCCUCGUCUGCCGUCAAUGGUGCUGCCUCAUCUCCGACCCACGAUUCGUCCGUCGGUUCCGCCGCCGCUACCGCCGCAACCCUCCCCUCGUCGGUUUCUUCGACAUGGGUCCUCGCAGCCUCUACUUCGUACCCACACUGGAGGACCCCAACCGUGUCCCGCCCGAGCGCUUCGCCUUGCAGUUCGAGGACGGCGACCAAUUCAUGCCCCUCGGAUCCCGCCAUGGCCUCGUGUUCGUCAUCCACCUGACGUGGAGCCGGGUCCUGGUGUGGGAUCCGGUCACCGCCGACCAGCACCUCAUCGCCCUCCCCCCUGGCUUAAUGGGACAUCUGAACAGGAUCAUGGUCCACGGGGCCGUGCUUCGUGCUGCCGGAGAGGCCCAGCAUUUCCAGGUGGUUUUGAUGGUGGCAGAUGAUGAUUAUGACAUGCAGGACAGGCAAAUGCUGGCCUGCGUUUACUCGUCGAAGACCGGCGUGUGGGGUGAUAUCAUCUCAGCGCCGCUUCCGCCCAAGGUUCCUAUCGGCAGCUGGCCCCUCAUGGUUUCUCCGUCCAAGGAAGCUGUGCUGGUUGAUAAUUCCCUUCACUGGAUGCUUUUUGGGAGCUUAGUUGGAAUUCUCGAGUUUGAUCUGUUGAAGCAGAGCAUAGCCGUGAUACCGACACCAGUGGGUGUGGUUUCCUCCCACGGCAGACAUGAAUUGACGGUUGUACGGGCAAAGGGCGGUGGCCUUGGUUUUCUCAUCGUGAUAGACUUCUGCGCACAAUCAUGGAGGAGAAAGACCGAUUGUCAUGGUGUUGCUUCAUGGGAGCUGGAAAGAACUAUCGAACUGGACAAGCUACUUCCCCUGAAUCCAGAGAUGAGAGCACACUUAUACAUAGUAGGGUUUGCUGAGGAGAAUAAUGUGGUGUUCAUGUGGACAUCAGUUAUCGGUCUCUUCCUGAUUCAUCUUGAGUCAUUGCAGUUCAAGAAAAUUCCCCAUCCCAGCAUGCUUGCCCGUUAUCUUCCAUUUGAAAGUGUCUUUAUUGCAGAAACAUGUGUUGGUGGUGGACAUGAUGGAGCUGUUGCUGGUGGACAGGACCGAGGUGAGCUUUUGCUCAAUACCUCUAUUUGUUAA